CAUCAUGUUGGGCUCGGUCUAUUCUUAUCUGAAGUAGACGACGCGCAGUGAGAGCCGGGAACCAGCUCACGCUUGCGUUACACCGGCCCUACAAAAUUUGAGGGCGUCGUCAAAACGUUUUCAGGAGGGGAAACUAACGUCUGACAAUGUUGUGCCCAUACUGUGGAGAAGAUGCUGUAAUCAAAGAUAAGAUAGGAGCGCACGAACAAUCAAUUUGUUCCGAGUGUGGUUUGGUUGUGUCUGACCAAACUUUCGAGGAUAGUACAGACUGUUACUUCAACGCUCCGUCACUCGGCGCCCUGCCCACAGGGGCAAGCUCAAGUUUACUCGCUGCUAAAAGAGACGCCGAUAAGAAAAGUGACUUUGUCAGCCCCAUCGGUGUAGAGGAAAUAACGUGCAUAUGCAGUGCGAUGGGGGGCAUCAGCAGUUCUUGGAAGGAAGAAGGAAUGAUGAUAUAUGAAGAUGCAUGUAAACAUCCAGACAUGGAGGUUAGAAACAGAUCCAAACAGUUCAAAGAAGCUUUGGGUGCUUGCUGUAUGUAUAUUGUUUUGCGCCGACAUGAGUAUCCAAUCACUGCAAGGGAAAUGACAAGUUCAAGGAGACUACCCAUCAAUGACUUCAUUUUGAUGUUGCGUCGUAUGAAACAGAUAAUGAAAAUUGAAUUGCCAAGAUGGAGCAUGGGGCAACUCACGGCCCAUACACUGCAGAAAGCAAAUUUUGAUAGGGGGGUUAUUGAAAGAACCCAAAAGCUGAUGCAAAUAUGUGAUAAAUGUUGGCUUGUUAGUGGCCGAAGUCCAGAAGCUAUCAUUGUCAUAGCAGCCUACUUUGCUUGGUUGUCAUAUCAGAAGUCAGAUGUUGGUUGUGUCAGUUUGUCGUCAUUUUGCAAAGCAAACAAUCUCCGUCUUCCAAAAAGUAAUGGCAUCCUGAAAAGAAUGAAGGAUAUUUUGCUUGCAAUGGCAGAACGUAUUCCAUGGAUUAAAAGCAUAAAGCCAACACAACUGCUCUACUAUAUUGAAGAUAUCGUUAAGUACAAAGCUAGUCUCAUGAGAAAAGCCUUUGCUGUUGAAGAAAAUGGGGAGUCAGCUGAUUUGGGACAUGAUAGAACAGAACUAUGUUUAAAACCACCCUUAAGUAGAAAGAGGAAGGUUGAGGACAGCGACCCGGGUGUAAAAAGUAAUGAUGAAAUUGAUGCAGAGAUAUCCGCCAAAUAUGGACAUGUGAUCAACUCUACUGAAAUUGAUCCUAAUGAAUUUGCAGAUGAAAUGGACAUGUACAUCAAGACAGUGAAGGAAAAAGAAGAUGUUAAACUGAUUCGUCAAAUUGGUGGCACUGGUUCAUGAGUGCAUGCUUAAACUGAUCAGUUGGACAGUUCAUGUGAGAUUCAAGCAGUGUGGUAGGAUGAUAAGCUCCAUAAAAAUCAAUAAGCUAGGACAGAACAUGUUGUUAUUUUUAUGUUAUAAGAGUAUUGAAAGACACAUUAACUAUUUCGCUCAUACCCUUGUUGGGUUAAAAUUCUGUAAUUUGCACAGUGGAUUAUGUCAUGUAAUGUUAGAAGGAAAGGAUGGACACAUCUGAUUGUAAGAGGGGCAGGAAAUGGUAGUUCGUGCCAAUAUUUCAAUCUGCUGUCCUCUAAGAGAAUUUCUGCAAAUAUUUUUUGUGCACCAUAUUAAAUGAUCUUAAUCAAUCGUAAAAGUGUCCUUGAUUAGAACUCAGUUUCCAACUGCAUUUUACUAAUUCAUUAAGAAAUUCCGCUUACUCUUUACAUGGCUUAGAGGAUAGCACAUAUGUUAUACUUAAAGGGUUCACAUCUUUCAUUUCUAAGGACAUAAACUUAUUGACAUCCAAACUUUUCCGAGCAUUAUGCCAUUGUAUCAAAAUUUGUUACUGAUAAACAACAUGAUAGACGAAUGUCUUAUCAAAACUUAAGAAGGAAUCAUGGAAAUCUUCCUAAGUCAUUUUGGCGCUAACAAAGCAAGUGAAUGAGAAUGUCAAGUCUGUCUGAUAUGGAGUAUGUAAAAGGAGAAUGUCCGAUCAAAAGUUGAUAAUAUUUAAUUUUAAAAUCAUGAAAAUGUUCCUAAGUCAUUUGCCACAAGCAAAAUUACUAGAUGAGAAUGGCUGGUCUGUGAGGCAUGGAGUACCAGUAUGUUGUAAUGCAUCUACAUGGUGGCAAUAGAUGCAUGACUUUCACACUGGACGCUCCGGCCAGUUUAAGCUGAUUUGGUGAUAUAGGUGAAAUGCUGUUUAUGUUAAAGGUUGUGAAACAAAAAUCUCUGACUAGUUAACCAUAAAUGAUGUGUUGAAACAAGAUCAAAUGUAAUCAUGUCAAAAAGUUGAAAUAAAGAAAUGAUGCAUGAAUAACUGUGUUAUAGGUUACCUGGAUCUCAUGCUGUAUCUGUGAUUAUGAUGUAAUUCCAACAAAGUGCCAAUCCGUAUCAGUGAUGUGCAAGACCUGUUGAAUGAAAUAAGUUGUGUGUACGACCAUGAUGACAGCAGUGAUUUAUUGAGUGCAAAACAGGUCUUUUUACAUUUUAUAUUAUAGAUUUCAAGAUUUUGUAAGUUACAUUGCUUUUGUUGAACAUGUUGAAGAAUAAAUGGUUCUGUAAAA
This is a messenger RNA of Haliotis rubra (blacklip abalone), 2605 nucleotides long. RefSeq names its product transcription factor IIIB 50 kDa subunit-like. Gene Ontology annotation, molecular function: TBP-class protein binding; RNA polymerase II general transcription initiation factor activity. Lineage: Eukaryota; Metazoa; Mollusca; Gastropoda; Lepetellida; Haliotidae. The record is from RefSeq and is a predicted model, not a curated record. Gene Ontology annotation, cellular component: transcription preinitiation complex; nucleus. The coding region runs from base 147 to 1340 and encodes 397 amino acids. Gene Ontology annotation, biological process: transcription preinitiation complex assembly; transcription initiation at RNA polymerase II promoter. The transcript has a single exon.